CCUUUUAGGAAAUGUUCAUCCUUUUCUUUAACCUUUAUAUAUAGCUCCCUCCAAUUCAAGUAACCAUAUCAAAUCAACAAACUCAAUAUACAAAGCCUUUUCUUUUUCUAGUAGUCUUCACAAUUUUCUUCCAGUACAAAUAUCUUGCACCAAACACCUUUUUUUUUCACCAAAGACUUUAAACAUAAUGGAAAUGGUGAUGAAGUUGGGAGCACAAAGUCCAGUGGUGAUUUUCAGCAGAAGCACUUGUUGCAUUUCUCAUAGCAUUGAAACCCUAAUCCGCAAUUUUGGAGCAAACCCUAUCAUUUAUGAGCUUGAUAGACUUCAAAAUGGGAGGGAAUUAGAGAGAGCAUUGGUUGAAUUAGGGUGUCAACCAAGUGUGCCUGCUGUUUUCAUUGGGAAUGAGUUUGUUGGUGGUUCUAAUGAGAUUAUGAGUCUCAACAUUAGAGGCAAACUCAAGCAACUGCUCAUAAGGGCUAAUGCAAUUUGGGUAUAGAAAAAUAAACAUGCUUGUAAUUUAAUUUACUAGUCAAAAAGUCUAAGUCUUGAUGUCAUUUUUGGACAGUGAUAGACUUAGCUAUUGAGGUCUUCUUUUGUUUCUAUGUUACAAUAAUAAUCUUUUUCAUCUCCAA
This is a messenger RNA of Lycium barbarum (goji berry), 632 nucleotides long. RefSeq names its product monothiol glutaredoxin-S1-like. The record is from RefSeq and is a predicted model, not a curated record. NCBI's taxonomy places the organism in Eukaryota, Viridiplantae, Streptophyta, Magnoliopsida, Solanales, Solanaceae. Bases 188 to 496 code for a protein of 102 amino acids. The transcript has a single exon.